CACCAAAUCAAGAACGAGUGUGGAUAAAACGUGUUCUCCACCCUCCAAUCAAAAUCUCUCCAUUUCCACUUUAAGAUUUCCCAUCCAAUCAGAACCUCCAAUUUCAACCCAUCUUGUACCAAACCGGGUUGACCCGACCCAAACUCACCUUUUCAAUCAUAUUCCCAACGAUCUCCUUCUCCCACAUCGCACCCCCAUCCCUCUCUGUCUCUCUGCUUGCUCAAUUCCUGAUCUGGGAGAAGCAGCGAGAUUGAGAUUUGGAGUUUCCAUGGCGGUCUCGAGUGCCUUCGUUGCUUGCCCAAAGCUCGAGACUUUACUCAAUCACCAUAAGCUCGAGACACCGUUGGGUCGUGCUCUUCCCAGUAACAACAGAAGCAGACGUGGUCUGAUCCAGAGAGCCCGCUGCGAGCUAUCUGCUUCUGAUUCCGCGCCAAAUGCCGCAAACAUCUCAGCUCUCGAACAACUCAAGAACUCUGCAGCUGACAGAUAUACAAAGGAAAGGAGCAGUAUUGUGGUGAUUGGACUAAGCAUUCACACAGCUCCUGUUGAGAUGCGUGAGAAGCUCGCUAUCCCAGAAGCUGAGUGGCCACGAGCUAUUGCUGAAUUGUGCGGUUUGAAUCACAUCGAAGAGGCUGCGGUACUCAGUACCUGUAACCGUAUGGAGAUUUAUGUUUUGGCUCUGUCUCAGCACCGUGGAGUCAAAGAAGUCACUGAGUGGAUGUCAAAGACAAGUGGGAUUCCGGUUUCGGAGAUUUGUCAGCACCGUUUCCUGCUCUACAACAAGGACGCGACGCAGCAUAUAUUCGAGGUCUCAGCUGGUCUUGACUCUCUCGUCCUAGGAGAAGGUCAGAUCCUUGCGCAGGUGAAACAAGUUGUUAAAGUCGGUCAAGGAGUGAACGGCUUCGGGAGGAACAUCAGCGGGCUGUUCAAACACGCGAUAACCGUCGGGAAGCGUGUCAGAACGGAGACAAACAUCGCUGCUGGAGCUGUGUCCGUUAGCUCAGCAGCUGUCGAGCUUGCUCUGAUGAAGCUUCCGGAAUCUUCACACGCCUCCGCUAGGAUGCUGAUCAUCGGUGCGGGGAAGAUGGGGAAGCUUGUGAUAAAGCAUUUGGUAGCGAAAGGGUGCACGAGAAUGGUGGUGGUUAACAGAAGUGAAGAGAGAGUUAUAGCUAUCCGUGAGGAGAUCCCAGGUGUUGAGAUUUUGUAUCGUCCUCUUGAUGAGAUGCUAGCUUCUGCUGCUGAGGCGGAUGUUGUUUUCACCAGCACAGCCUCUGAGACGCCGUUGUUCUUGAAGGAGCACGUAGAGAGUCUCCCUCCAGCUUGUCCAGAGAUCGGAGGAGUGAGGCUAUUCGUUGACAUCUCUGUUCCGAGAAACGUCGGGUCUUGUGUCAAUGAAGUGGACACCGCGCGGGUUUACAAUGUAGACGACCUCAAGGAAGUGGUUGCUGCUAAUAAAGAAGAUAGGUUGAGGAAAGCUAUGGAAGCUCAGACCAUAAUAGCUGAGGAAUCAAACCAGUUUGAAGCAUGGAGGGAUUCGUUAGAGACUGUUCCUACGAUCAAGAAGUUGAGAGCUUAUGCAGAGAGAAUCAGAAUGGCGGAGCUGGAGAAGUGCAUGUCGAAAAUGGGAGAUGACAUCAACAAGAAAACGACGAGAGCGGUUGAUGACUUAAGCAGAGGUAUUGUGAACAGAUUCUUGCAUGGUCCAAUGCAGCAUUUGAGAUGUGAUGGGAGUGACAGUAGAACGCUGAGCGAGACUCUUGAGAAUAUGCAUGCUUUGAACAGAAUGUACGGUCUGGAGAAGGACAUUUUGGAGGAGAAGCUAAAGGCCAUGACAUCAGGACAACAAAAGUAAAACAUAAGAAAGAUGUUCCAUCUCUUUUGACAUACAAAGAUUACACCUUAAGCUGGGGAUCUAUAUGAUUCAUUUAAUUUGUGUACAAGAGACUGUUUCUUCAGCUAACAUUAUAUAUCGUCGAAGUGUUGUGAAGAUAAGUGAGUUUUGUGCAUGUUUUGUGCUUCAUAGACUCUUGAGUGUAACGGUAUUGAUCCAUGUACCGUUACUCAUGUGUGAUGUAUAAACUUUGGCUCAUGCAGUAUAGAGAAAUGUGUUUUUUCAUUA
Brassica oleracea var. oleracea is the source of this 2119-nucleotide messenger RNA. Its product is annotated as glutamyl-tRNA reductase 1, chloroplastic. The record is from RefSeq and is a predicted model, not a curated record. The coding region runs from base 269 to 1852 and encodes 527 amino acids. NCBI's taxonomy places the organism in Eukaryota, Viridiplantae, Streptophyta, Magnoliopsida, Brassicales, Brassicaceae. Gene Ontology annotation, biological process: tetrapyrrole biosynthetic process. The transcript is spliced from 3 exons. Gene Ontology annotation, molecular function: glutamyl-tRNA reductase (NADP+) activity; NADP binding.